Hemiscyllium ocellatum (epaulette shark) is the source of this 4676-nucleotide messenger RNA. RefSeq names its product calcium channel flower domain containing 1 (gene cacfd1). Lineage: Eukaryota; Metazoa; Chordata; Chondrichthyes; Orectolobiformes; Hemiscylliidae. The transcript has 5 exons. The coding region runs from base 11 to 571 and encodes 186 amino acids. Gene Ontology annotation, biological process: vesicle-mediated transport. The record is from RefSeq and is a predicted model, not a curated record. Gene Ontology annotation, cellular component: membrane.
CUCGGUGACGAUGCUGAGCGGGGAGAGCGGGAGCGGGGAGAGCGGGGGCGCGGAGCCCGGGCCCGAGGAGCCCGGGCCCCGGCCCGCUCCCGGCUCCAGUACCGGGGAGCCCAUGACCUGGUGGUACCGCUGGCUGUGCCGGAUCGCGGGGGUGAUCGGCGGAGUGUCAUGUGCAGUCGCUGGCCUUUGGAACUGUGUAACCUUCGAUCCCCUCAACAUUGCAGCCGGGGUCUGGAUGAUACUGAAUGCAUUUGUCCUCUUCCUCUGUGAAGCUCCGUUUUGCUGCCAGUUUAUUGAGUUUGCGAAUGCUGUGUCAGCGAGGGCUGAUAAACUCCGAUAUUGGCAGAAAGCAGUCUUUUACUGCGGGAUGGCAAUCUUCCCAAUAUUCCUGAAAUUUUCAAUCACUACAUUAUUUGGGAAUGCUAUUGCUUUUGCAUCAGGAGUACUUUAUGGACUCGCAUCACUUGGUAAAAAGGGCGAUGCUGUUUCAUAUGCCAAGCUCCAGGACAGGAGAGCAGCUGAUGAGGAAAAACAGUCUGGAAUGCUCCAGGGUGAGACAGCAGAACAAUAAAAGGGACUGGGAUCUGUACGCCUGGGUUAGCAAACUGACGAAGCUUUCUCAACGUGGAUAUCUGUUUUAUCUAUGCACUGCAAAGAGGGGUGAGCUCCAGGGUGGGUUCCCUCUUUGCUCAAUAUACAGCUGAUUGUUCAAUUGGACAGCAGCUGCCAGCUCUCUUUUAAAUCUGGUGUUUUUGUACAUUUGUCUUAAUCAGGGUCUGUUUCUGUGCUGUACAUCUCUAUGACUCUGUGGGUUAUGUUUGGAGCUCUGAUUAAUUCCAUUACUGACUAAAUCGUCCCAAUUUGGUGGAUUUGGUUUUUUUUAAUAUUGAGGGCAGCAGUUGCAAUUGGAGCAUACAUGACUUGAACAGAUUCUGGUCACAGUUGCUGGGAGCCUUGCACUGUCUGGAAUAUCUUUUAUAUUACAGCAUUGAUGGGAUUCAGGUCAGAGCUGCCAUUGUACUGCUGCUAUCUAAAGCACAUUUUUAAAUAAGUACUGCUCUUUCCAGCUCUCUUAAAUCAGGGAUUGAGAAGGCAAUCAUCAAAAAUGGGUCAUUACUCUCUCCCACCCUCCCCAGCCAACUCUUCCACUGGGGGCAGUUGUGCAAUAUUAGCUUGCAUGGGGAGGGUUGGUGUAGUGGCAUUGUCACUGAGCUAGACAACCAGAUGCACAGGCUAAUGAUCUGAAUCAUGGUUCAAAUCCGCCAUGAUAGUUGGGGGUUUAAAUAUAAAUAAGUCUGUAAUUGAAAGCUAAUCUCAAUGACGAUGACCGUGACACUAUCAUUGAUUGAGUCAUAAUCGUCUAAUGCCUGGUUCAUUAACGUCCCUUCAGGGAAGGAAAUCUGCUAUCGUCACCUGGUCUGGCCUGCAUGGGGCUCCAGGCCCCAGCAAGGUGGUUAACUCCCCACUGCCUUCUGAAAUGGCCCAGCAAGCCACUCAAAUACUGAGGCAGUUCGGGAGAAGCAGCAGAUGCUGGCUUUGCCAGUGAUGCCCACAUCCUCUGAAAGAGUAAAUAAAAAGGUUUUGUUCAGGGACUGCUUUGUUUGUAACCUGUAGCUUCCUCGCUAUGAACAGGAGAGGCUGAAGUUAUGUUUCGAGUCUGACUCUAAUCUGGAGGGGGCUUUAAACAUUGGGAGAUCAGUGGGAGUGAUGAAGGAAGAGUUGUGAGAGUUUCCUGCAGAGAGUUGCAAUCAAGCGUCUGACCCUACCUACUGAGAUAGCGACACCAAAUGAAUAAUUCAUCCUUUAACCUGUGCUGGAUAAUUUGCUCUAGUCUUUCUGAGUAUGAGGCCAGGAUCCAUACCACAGAGAGGGUGGAUUUUAUUCUGCCUCUUCCUGGAUUAAUUGUACCCGCUCCCAAUUCUGAAAUUCAUUGUGGUACCUGAAAUUGUAUAUCGAAAUGUUUUGUUUAUAUGAGGUGCUAAUGUAGAGAGAGGUGAAUCCUUGCUGAAUCUAAUAUGUGAUCUGGGGCAGCCUGAUAAGACAUAAUCUGGCUUUUCCAAUCAAAUACAAGUUUGAUCUAUAUUGAACUCCCAGAGCAAGUUAGGUAUCUCUUCUGUGAGGUGGGAUUGCUGACAUUUAGAAACUCCGGGAGAUUUUCCUGCUGUUGCACCUGUUUUAGUUCUUUAAGCAAAGCACCUGGGACUUGUUUCAAAGACACUGCCUGUAUACAGACUGCUGCUACUGUACCACACCCACCACAGGCCCAGCUUUGGCAAGAACUAACUGAGGAUUCCACUGGUUAAUAUAGAUUUGUAAUGAGAUUUAUGAAGUUAGCUUCCAGUCAGGAUAUGAGCAAGCAUCCAUAUCUGAUGUGGUUUGAGCAACAUGUGGAUUAAUUUCCCUGGGAAGCUUGGUGAUGGCCAUUGGACACACUCGUAGCGAGUUAAUGUAAAAGAGUUUACCUUGUGUGAUUUGAAAUUGAAAAUGACUGGGUUCCAAGCAGUGUUCAACAGUUUAUGGCUAUGCUGUAUUGGUACUCUGUAGAAACGGGAUGAGCGGGUUAACUUUGUGGGAUGGUGGGGGCGGUAGGGAAGGUGGUGUGGUUUGCAAAAUCAUAAAGUCUCACGAUGCAGGAGUAAGCAUGGGGAAGAGGUCUUUCAGCUCAAUCAGUGGAAAAAGGUUUUAAUAUUCAGUAACUGUGCGGACAGCACAUUAUUUAUGUACAGUAUGGACUGAGGCAUUCAGCUUCAGUCUGUUCGUAUUGCUUCUGUACGUGAGGAAGUGGUUCUAACAUCCAGAAUCAAUGACCGUAGGUUUGGGGGUAGGGAGAUUCAAGGGGAAAUAUUUUCAGCAGAGGUGCGUGUCAGGAACUCACUGCUUCACGGGGCAGUGAAGGCAGAAACUCUCCUAACGGUUAAAAUACAAAACCCAAAGAACCUGAUACUGUAAAUCACAAACAAAAAUAGAAAUUGCUUGAAAAGCUCAGUAGGUCUGGCAGCAUAUGUGGAGAGAAAUCAGGGUUAACAUUUUAGGUCAAAUGACCCUCCCUCAAAAGGGUCUGAUUUACAGUUAAAAUAUAAUUGGAAGUACCCUUGAAGUGUUUGAGCCAAUUGGGACAAUUCAUCCACAGCAGGAUCAGGCUGGAUGGCUACCCUCUGCCCAGUCGUCAGGGAACCCCUCACCCCACAUGCAGUACGCUUGUGAUUCAUACUCCCCAUCUCCUGUCACCUCCCUUUCCCUUCAACCCCCCCCACCCUCCUGUCUGAUGUUGACCGUUUGUAGGUGAGAGUGUGGGUUCUAGCCCCUGGGAGUGAAUACCAGAACUCAGCAGGACUCUGUUUCUGCUGACUUCUAACCUGAUUAUCUUAGAGGCACUAGAGUGAGGUAAAAUCUGUUAUUGGAACAAACUUGUAAACUCUGCCUGUCCUUUUGAAAUGUUAAUACUUUCUCCUAUUAUUCUGUGACCUCAGGAUCAAACAAGAGAUCCCAAUUUUGUAGACUUUGUAUUGAAAUUUCUAAAGAACUAAUAUCCUGAUAUCCACUUCUGAUGCACAGUGCUGUCCAUUUUUUGAAACAUUCAUACCUUUCCUGUAAAGUGAAGCUCCAUAUUGUGAAUAUUUGUUUAACUUGAGCCUUCGGUUUUAUAUGAACUCCUCAUUACCUCUUGAAUUUUAUAUUCUGUUUAUUCACUGGCUGCUAGUUUUGUUUGUAGUGCCUCUGAAUUUCAGCAAAACUGCAGACAGCCCGUAGCUGACCCCUCUGGCAUGUGUGAAUAUUGACUGAGGGUAGUUGCAAUUGACAUUCCUUGCUGUGUGGUUUGUAAUGUCCUGCCAGUGCUCAUGGUGAACCUUCUUGCGAGAAGUGGACAUUAGACUGAGGGAGUGGGAUAUUUCUGGUGCUUCCCACUGAGAGGCUGUGCUUUCAGGUAUUCAGGACAAUAUUAGCCAAAAGUGGGGGGCUCGAAAGAGACAGGAUUGAGUCACAUCUUGCUAAGUUAUACUGGAACACUGCCUGUCUAUUGUACUUCUCACUUAUGAGAAGAUCAAUCUUUGUGGAUAAUUUUAAAUUAUUGAUUAUUUAUAAAGGUUUAAUGUCCUUAGCUAGUUAUUGCUAUUUAACUUGUUAUAAUUCAGUGUGUACUUUAUAAAGAUACUGCAACUUUCCAGCAAGUUUGUGAGUUUCUCAUUUCUGAGCUGGAGUUGGGCUUGUAUAUGAGUUUGAAUUGUUUUAUUAAAUGGGAGUGACAGUUGCAGUGUCUGCCUGUUGUACUGGUGUGUAGUGUUGAGGGUAGGAGUGGUGGGACUUGUUAAAAAUGGCUCUUAGUUAGAAUACAGUCCAGAGAUAUUGGCAUCCAUGAGACCAGCGGCCAAGUAACUGAAACAUCAUGCAGUGAAAUUCCCCAAUGCUGCUGUCAUUUCCAGCAGAGUUUCCACAGGAAUUAUGCUGGAAGACCUUGUGAAUAAAUGGGUUUGUUCCAUAUUGCUGGGAUAUUUCCCUGUUGUAGUUAUACAUUGUGGCCGCUAUACAAUGACUGAGAGGGAGUUGUAUGAGAGAGCCUUCAAACUGUCUCUGUGGUGGGGCUGAGCUUGAUUAUUGCACUUUAUUCUCAAUUAUUUAAAUGUCUGUUUCUGACCAAUUUCUGACCAUGUACUGUGAAAUAAAAAAGUUUUACUCUG